AUGUCGACACCGCGAUUCGUGUGUCAGCACUGCGUCCGCGCUGCGCUUUUGCGGCCGGCGCGGCCUCGUCGGCUCCCACGACCACCAAUGAUUGGACAAGCACGGCCAUACUCGACAACAGACAGCCCGAAACAGCCUUUGAGUGAGACGGCCGAGAAGAAGGAGUCAAGUGCCAUGUCAAGACGGCUCGAAGAAGCAACGGAAGACGCCCUUCUGACCGGCGGCCGUGCUGGGCGGCGUGCCGUCGAAGAAGCCGGUUUCAGCGAAGAGCUCAAGAACCGCCUGUUCGACAAGAUUGCCGACGCCGAGUUCCGGACCGAGCACAGCCGCACCAUUGCUGCUGCUGGACUGGACGCACAGACACUUGGGUCGGCCAGCCGGACGGGUGCCGGCACGCGUGGCCUGGCGGCGGCGCAGCACUGGACCGGCGACGAGGCACCGGAAGACACGAUCCUGCGCAUGCUCGACGAUGCACGAAAGCCGCUGCCGCCGAGCCUGCGCGGGAAGCCGUCCAUACCGAACCCAGUUGUUGUGGACCUGCGGCUGCGGCGACCGCCGUCUCAGACUCCGGGCCAGCGGGCGGCCAACGCGCGCGACAAGGCCACGGUGUACGCUGGCAUGGGCAUGGGAGACAAGACAAGGGCAAAGGACCAGCAGAAUGGGAACGGCCCCGUCGAUGCAGACGCCGACGAGAAGCAGCGCGCCGCCUUUCGAAAAGAGCUGCGCGAGCGGUUUGGCGCAGGGGCCGGCGCGGCCAACAUGCCCAACACGUUUACCGGCCUGGCCGCGCUGGCCAACGAGCGCAUCGAGGACGCCAUUGCGCGCGGGCAGUUCCGCGACAUUCCGCGAGGGACAAACGUCGCGCGGGAUGCGCGUGCCGACAACCCGUUUAUUGAUACCACCGAAUACAUUAUGAACAAGAUGAUCCAGCGGCAGGAGAUUGUGCCGCCGUGGAUCGAGAAGCAACAGGAGCUCGUGCGGUCGGCGCGGUCGUUUCGGAUGCAACUGCGGACGGACUGGCGGCGGCAUGCGGCGCGGUCGCUGGCCAGCCGGGGCGGGUCGCUCCAGGACCAAAUGGCGGCGGCCGAGCGAUACGCGGCAGCUGAGCAGGUGCACAACCCGCGGCGGCGGGACGUGGACAAGAUGGCGGUGGCGACCAACCACACCGACGACGCAGUGAUGGCGCAGGCCGGCAAGCGCGCGGAGUCUGCCACGGCCACCAACGCAGCCAACAUAGCCGAAGCCGACGCCGAAGCCACACCCACACCCACACCCACACCCGCCGAUGCGACGGUCGGCGACUUGACCCGCCCCUUGCGUGAUCCCCAGUGGGAAGCCGCCGAGCGCGCGUACAUGGAGCUCGCGAUCCGCGACCUCAAUGCCUUGACCCGGUCGUACAACCUGAUGGCGCCCGAGCUGGCCAAGAAGCCCUACUUUUCGCUGGACCGCGAGCUUCUGGCGUGCUUUGCAGACGUGGCGCCCACGCUGGCCGAGACGAUCCGUGACCGUGCGGCGCGGCCGCCCAAACCCAACCCGGACGCCGUGAGCGAGACCAUGGGGCGGCGGGUGCUGGAGCGGUUUGUUGGCGAGGGCAGCACAGGGUCGGUGCGGGUGUACGACAAUAAGAAGCCGCACUACGGACUCAAGGAGAUGUGGCGGGAUCUGUGGAAGAAGGAGAAGACGGCAUGA
This is a messenger RNA of Sporothrix schenckii 1099-18, 1689 nucleotides long. RefSeq lists its product as uncharacterized. Lineage: Eukaryota; Fungi; Ascomycota; Sordariomycetes; Ophiostomatales; Ophiostomataceae. The record is from RefSeq and is a predicted model, not a curated record. The coding region runs from base 1 to 1689 and encodes 562 amino acids. The transcript has a single exon.